Chinchilla lanigera (long-tailed chinchilla) is the source of this 1264-nucleotide messenger RNA. Its product is annotated as translation initiation factor IF-2-like. The transcript is spliced from 5 exons. The record is from RefSeq and is a predicted model, not a curated record. NCBI's taxonomy places the organism in Eukaryota, Metazoa, Chordata, Mammalia, Rodentia, Chinchillidae. Bases 1 to 1137 code for a protein of 378 amino acids.
AUGGAUGUUAUCCGGCAUACAGAACAAGAGGAGGAGGCCCUCUUCUCAGGAGAAAGCACAAUUUCCGUUGGGGGGGGUAGUGACAGCUGCAGAGCGGGCCGCCACCCCCCCAAACAAGCUCCAGCCUCUCAUCUAGGGAAACUGCUAAAUCAACACCACGCAGUUGCAGGGAGGAAGAGCUGGCCGCAGUCUGCCAGCAGGGCUCUCAAAAAAGGGUUGGAAGGGGCUCCGGGUCCCGGUUCCCGGGUCCCGGGUCCCAGUGCCAGUUGGAACCCGGGGUACGGAAGUCUUCGGGGAGGAGAUCAGGUCAAGCUUAGGGCAAAUGAUCCCAACUGCAGGGACCGACACCCCCACCCCCGCGAGCCAGGGCAGCUGAGGUGGCGCCGGGCGUUCAAAUCGCGCUCCAAACAAGUCCGCAGCGACCGCGCUCGCAGCCCCCGCCAGGCGGCCCCAGCGGAAAACUUGAAAGGGACUCUGUUUGCCCGCGGCCCCGGGGCGGCUCCGGCGGGGGCGAGGGCAGAGCGAUCACCCACGCCCCCCUUCGCAGCGCUUCCUGAGCGAACGCGGGGAUGGGGGCGGCUGGGCCCACUACAAAACCCGGGGCUCCGAACGGCGCCCGAGGGGCGAGGAAAGGCGGGGAUAGAGAGGUGGCCCGCCACCCCCGCCCCGUCCAGCACCCCCAACCCGAGAACCCGGCUCCCAGACCACCCAGGGUUCAAGGGUCAGAAAAUUAACACAUUCCUCCCGCGGCGGCUCAGCUCCUCGUCCCGGGGAAGCGAAGGGGCGGGGGCCGGGCCGAACUUCAGGGGUAAAUUCGGGGCCCGAGCUGCGGGGCAGGAGCCUGGAACGCCAGCCCCCACCCCACCGCCGCAGCCAGGGGAACACCCCUAUUCUCCCUCCCUGGCUUUGCAAGCCGCUCGGCCCACGCAGGGCUCGGGAGGCAGCCCCGAAGACUCCCCGAGGCUGGGGAGGAAGGGAGUGAGGCCGCGGGCGCGGUGGAGGUGGAGGGUAGAGUGGAGCCUGAGGCGGGGAGCGCGCACCAGCGAUCUCCAAGCAGCCGCCCCCGCGGUCGGACGCCCGCAGACAGUGAGUGAUCUGCGACCGAGCACACUGCGGCUUGGGGAGGCUUGGGUGUAACAGCGGCCACCGAACGAUCACGGCGCUAGGUCUCCCAGCCUCUGGGGCUCCGCGGCUCAGGCUGCGGGCGCCCCCCGCCCCUCCCAAACACAGACCCCCUCCCUCCCGGUUCCCGGCUCUCCGCACC